Aspergillus wentii DTO 134E9 is the source of this 1146-nucleotide messenger RNA. RefSeq names its product proteasome regulatory particle lid subunit RPN9. Gene Ontology annotation, cellular component: nucleus; proteasome regulatory particle, lid subcomplex; cytosol. Bases 1 to 1146 code for a protein of 381 amino acids. The record is from RefSeq and is a predicted model, not a curated record. Gene Ontology annotation, biological process: ubiquitin-dependent protein catabolic process. Gene Ontology annotation, molecular function: structural molecule activity. The transcript has 3 exons. NCBI's taxonomy places the organism in Eukaryota, Fungi, Ascomycota, Eurotiomycetes, Eurotiales, Aspergillaceae.
AUGGAGAGCCAAAAGAUCUCCGAUUUCCUCGCCGACCAGCUUCAGCAAGCUCCCGAACAAUGCCAGGCCCUCUUCCUCAGCUUCGAAGACUACUGGGAGCGCAAGCUAUGGCACCAGCUUACCGACGCUUUGAUUGAAUUCUUCCGCCUACCAGAGAGUGCGCCGCAGCGGUUACCCAUCUUCAAGACCUUUGUCCUUAGCUUUGCCGACAGAAUCAACCAGCUUAAGUUUGUCUCGUUGGGUUUGAUGGCUUCUUCGGAAUGCGCAGAUGACCAAGAGCGCCUAUCUUUCCUCACAUCUCUGGCAAACAAAGUCAACAAGUCCGAAACACAAGAAGCUUACGCCUACGCCCUUGCGGACGUUGCCAACGUAAAGCAAAGGCUACAGGAUCUGGAUGGAGCACAGAAGGACCUGGAGGUCUGCCAGAAGGUUUUGGAGUCGUUCGAUUCUGUCGAGAACGUCGUUCACGCUUCGUUCUACAAAGUCAAUGCCGACUACUACCACGCAAAAGAAGAGUUCGCUGCAUUCUACAAAAACGCCCUCCUUUACCUCGCCUGCAUCGACUUGGAGGAUCUGCCAGAGCCCGAGCGUGCUUCCCGCGCAUAUAACUUGAGUGUGGCUGCGUUAGUGUCGGACUCCAUUUACAACUUUGGUGAACUGCUGUUGCACCCGAUCCUGGACUCGCUCACCGAGACCCCACACACCUGGUUGCGCGACCUCUUGUUCGCUUUCAACCGUGGCGACUUGGCCGCCUACGACGUCCUGGCCGGCAACAUCUCCAAGAACCAGCUGCUGGAGCAGCACCGUAUCUUCCUCUACCAGAAAAUCUCACUCUCCGCCCUCACAGAGAUGGUCUUCUGCCGCCCCCCGCACGACCGCAACCUGACCUUCGCCUCCAUCUCGUCUGAGACCAAGGUCAAGCCCGAGGAGAUUGAGCACCUGAUCAUGAAGGCGUUGUCUUUGGGUCUGCUCAAAGGCAAGAUCGACCAGGUCGCCCAAGUGGCUGAAAUUAACUGGGUGCAGCCCAAGGUGUUGGACAUGAAGCAGAUCGAGGGUAUGCGGAACAGACUCAGAGACUGGGACGCUGGUGUCAACCAGCUGGGUCACUGGAUCGAGGGUGUUGGAAAGGAUGUGUGGGCUGCAUAG